GUCUGUUGUGUCCAUGUUGAUAAGAUUGCGCGAGGCGAAAUGCCUCGGACUGUCUCGUUAUGUCCGGUCUUGUCGACUGCAGCCCGGCAUGUCAUUGGUGGCCGACCCACCUCCGCCUCUUGGGCGGAGCAAAUGCGGACGGUGACGAUGUCAUGCCAACAGACCUGGCCCACCGAUAUUGUGCGGUUCCAAAUAGUAUAUUUCCUUUGCGCCCCGUCCCCAGACCCCAGACCUCCCCGCGUCUCCUCAUUCUUUCGACUCAUCUUUGUUAACUCUUUCUUUCCUCAUCUCCGUCCUAUCCUUCGCCCUCUCUAGAUCUGCAAUAAUGGCCGACAACGCCCAAAACCACCACAAUAACCUUGCCGUGAAGGAACAACAGAACGGCGUCAGCGGUAUCAAUGGCACCAACGGCCAGGACCAUGCCCCGCAACAGCGUAGACCGUACGAUUAUGGAGGGAACCCCCUUUAUCAUGCGAACACGGGAGAAAGUGCUAGACUUCCCGCGUUCGGUGGCGACUUCCAGCCCGGGUUGUACAAGAGCGACGCCAGUCGCAAGUUCGCCAAUCCCGCCCCUCUCGGUCUCAGCGCUUUCGCGUUGACUACUUUCGUCCUCGGCUUGAUCAACUGCGGCACGGAGGGCAUCACCCAUCCUAACAUCGUCAUUGGAGCUGCCUUUGCUUACGGUGGUCUAUGCCAGCUGCUGGCUGGAAUGUGGGAAAUGGCGGUCGGCAACACCUUUGGUGCUACUGCCCUGACAUCCUACGGAGGAUUCUGGAUCGGAACAGCCAUCAUCUUGACUCCCGGCGGGUUCAACAUCAUUGACUCCCUCAGCGCUUACGGCACCAACACAUUUGCCAAGUCUUUCGGUUUCUACCUGAUGGGAUGGUUCAUCUUUACCUUCAUCUUGCUUAUCUGCACGCUGAGGUCCACCGUCGCCUUCUUCCUCCUCUUCUUCACCCUUGACCUCGCAUUCUUGCUCCUCGGAAUCGCCUACCUGAUCCCAUCCGGAGGCAAUCCCAACUCCUCCAUCCUCUUCGCCGGUGGAAUCUUUGCCCUUCUCGCGGCCUUUUUGGCAUGGUACAACGCCCUCGCCGGUAUCGCCGACCCCAGCAACUCCUUCUUCAUCAUUCCGGUCUUGCACUUCCCGUGGAGUGACAAGGGGCGUGAGAACCGAAAGAGAGUCAAUAACGACGAAGCUCGUAUGGACGCGCAGUCCUCAGUCUAAGAAUGUGCAAGACUGGCUGUGCAAUUGGUGUUUGAAUGAUCACCAGACAUUCUUUUUGGGUGCAUUUGAAUGGAAUACCCCUCCGCGGAUACAUGUCUCGUACUAGAGUGUAGCAGCACCCUUGCUGUCAUGCUCAUCCAUACUAGUAAUAAUAAUCGAACUCCUUAUUGUUGCACAU
Molecule: messenger RNA, 1403 nt
Organism: Neohortaea acidophila
Lineage: Eukaryota; Fungi; Ascomycota; Dothideomycetes; Mycosphaerellales; Teratosphaeriaceae
Product: GPR1/FUN34/yaaH family-domain-containing protein
Exons: 5
Coding region: 326-1225 (299 amino acids)
Cellular component (GO): plasma membrane
Molecular function (GO): acetate transmembrane transporter activity
Source: RefSeq, a predicted model, not a curated record